Messenger RNA from Stylophora pistillata, 1812 nucleotides. Its product is annotated as mitochondrial substrate carrier family protein ucpB. Lineage: Eukaryota; Metazoa; Cnidaria; Anthozoa; Scleractinia; Pocilloporidae. The record is from RefSeq and is a predicted model, not a curated record.
GCAAAAAUUUGUCGAUAUUUGAAUUGUUACUGCUGCCGGGCUCUCCACAUGGCCAGUGGAAAAAUAUCGAGUGGUUCUGUCCUUCUGGAACAUUUAAUCGUUGUCGACCGUAACUGACCCGGUUGAAAACUGUUUUGAACCUUAAAAUGUCUACACAAUCAUCGGAUAAUUUGACAAGAUUUGCGCUAAGCGGAAUUUCUAACAUGUGUGGUGGAGCAGUGACAAACCCAAUAGAUGUCAUCAAGAUUCGCAUGCAACUUGAGAAUGAAUUGGGUUCUAAACAUAGUAGCAAGAAUAUUUUUAAAGACCGUUAUUAUAAGGGGUUCAUAAGAGGAGGUAUUCGAAUUUUCUCAGAGGAGGGCUUGAGUGGUCUUUACAAAGGGUUACUGCCAUCAAUGAUGAGAGAAGGAUCAUACAGUACCAUUAGGCUGGGAGCAUAUGAGCCAUUAAAAGUUAAGUUAGGAGCAACUGAUAUUGCUCACACUCCUCUGUGGAAGAAAAUUGUGGCUGGUGCAACAUCAGGAACAAUAGGUAGUGCUAUUGCCACACCCACAGACUUAGUUAAAGUUCGCUUCCAAGCUUUGGGGCCUGGAAAAAAAUCAGAAUAUCGACACACUUUCCAUGCAUUUUGGAGAAUAGCACAAAAGGAAGGUGUAAGAGGAUUAUGGACAGGUGUGGGUCCAACAGUUCAGCGUGCUGCCAUUUUGACAGCAGCACAAAUUCCGUCGUAUGACCAUACCAAGCAUACUUUAUUAAAUGCGCAGUUGAUGGAAGAAGGACCAGCCCUGCAUGGUGUAUCAUCUUUCAUUGCUGGAUUUGUGACAGCUCUCAGUACAUCACCAUUUGAUGUGGUGAAAACGCGCAUGAUGAACCAGAAGAAAGAUGCCAAUGGAAAGCCAUUGGUUUAUAGAAAUACCAUUCAUUGUAUAGGGAAAAUUGUUGGACAUGAAGGAUUGCUAGGACUUUAUAAAGGAUUUAUACCCAACUGGAUGAGAAUAGGUCCACAUACCAUUGUUACUUUUUUUGUCUUUGAAAGACUCAGAUAUCUGGUUGGUAUGAGUCCUGUAUAAAAGCAGUGGAGGUAGAAACUAAUAUUGAACCAUUUUAGUUUCUUCAAUUGAUUUGAUAGAAGUUGUAAUCUAAUUGUUAUUCAUGUUUUAAAUUAAUAAUUUUAUGCUUUUUUGUAUUGGGUACCCUGUUGUACUCGCACGAAUACUGUAGUAUAUCUAAUUAUCUAUCUUGGUGGUGGGGAUUGCCUUUACAACUGACAUUUAAGAUUGAAAAAGUUUAUGUUUUACUAUUUCUAGGCCUAGCUAGGUUUACUAUAAAAUAUCCUGUUAUUUAUAGUGGUUUGUAAAAUGCUGAACUGGACCCAGGAACACCAGAACUAUUUUUGGAAUGAUUGUUGUCUUCAAAGCAGUAAUGUCAUGCAUUAGGAAUACCACACAAGUGAAUAGUACUUUUCAUGCACACUGAUUGGCCAGUUUGGAAGUGAAUAACAAGUACUAUUUACCUCCAAGAAGCUGAAGAGACAAAAUCGCAUGGCAGGAGUUUACCCUCUGACCAUUUUUCAGUUUGUUGGAAGUAAGAAACUGAUGUUUCAGUUUCUGUGAAGUAUUACUAAAACAAUUAUUACUCACCCCAGUGUUGGCGAAAGUGGUGGAUAUUGACCUCGCUGUUUUGUAGCUCAAUAAAUGUCCACCACUGUUGGCCUCCAUGUUAGUGAAUAAAAUAAUGUUUGUACAGGUAAUCACAUGAUUUCGAGUACAAUUUGGAAUAAAUAAGCACGAGUAAAUUUUUUCAAAGACUAAC